Molecule: messenger RNA, 1785 nt
Organism: Aspergillus homomorphus CBS 101889
Lineage: Eukaryota; Fungi; Ascomycota; Eurotiomycetes; Eurotiales; Aspergillaceae
Product: T6SS phospholipase effector Tle1-like catalytic domain-containing protein
Exons: 4
Coding region: 1-1407 (468 amino acids)
Source: RefSeq, a predicted model, not a curated record
AUGCACCAAGACCCGCAACAGGAACCCAAACCCGCACGCAAGCGAAUCAUCAUCUGCUGCGACGGCACCUGGCAGUCAGCGGUAGAUGGCCACGAAAGCAUCCCCUCGAACGUGACACGGCUCUGCCGCGCCAUCGCCAGCGUGGGGAUCGACGCGCAGGACCACCAGCCCUGGCAGCAGAUCAUCUGGUACGACCCUGGAGUGGGCACCAACACCACCGCGGCCGGGCAAAUCCGCAACUUCGUCGAGGGCGCCCUGGGCAAGGGCCUCGAGGGCAACAUCGUCGAGACCUACCACUUCUGCGCCCUGAACUGGAACCCGAGCGACCAGAUCCUGUGCUUUGGCUUCUCGCGCGGCGCGUACACCGCGCGCGCCAUCGCCGGCCUGAUUUCUGACAUAGGCAUCUGCCCGCAGCAUCAGAUCGCCAACUUCCCGCAGCUGCAGCGGCGUCGGAGGCCGUCGCAGCUGCAGGCGGGAUCCUCCCUUGCGGGGGAAGAGGAAGAAGAUACGACCUGGGAAGAGUCGUCCACUGAGUGGGCGUCCACGCCGGAAUCGCGCGAGGUGCAAGUGGUUGGAGUCUUUGAUACCGUGGGAAAUCUUGGAUUUCCGGAGCUGUUCGGCCACGAGCUUCCCGCGUGGCUCACCUGGACCGAUAAGCCUGAAUGGCACAAUGCAGCCGAGAAACGGCGCGAUGCAGCGGCACGAGAUCUGCUGGAAUGGGAGGACAGCCAGAAAGAGCCGUCCAGGCUGACGCAGGCGUGGUUUCCAGGGUUUCACAUCCAUAUCUGGGGAGAAUCCAGCCAGACUCUUAAGAACAAGAGCAAUUUUGAAGAAAUGUCAAACAUAGUAGUCGCCUGGAUGUUAGACCAGAUCAAGGAGUACGUCUCCCUCGAUCGGGAGCUCAUUGAGCGGGAAGCAGAGAGCCGACAGAACCGUCUGCGGAAGAUUAACGAGGUGCUGGAGGCAUACAAAAAGAACGACGAUGGCAAUCGGAAUCAUGGGCUCAGUGGUUGUGGCGCAAUGGACAAUGGCUUCGACAUCACUCACCGCCUGAAUGGCUCCUUGGCGCGGACGCCGCGUCGCUACCUGCGAGAUCCGAGCACCAAAGCCAUUAUCGGUCACACCUGCGAGCAGAUUCAUCCGACCGUGGGAUAUUGGCUGAAGCAUGUACCGGGCUAUCGCCCAGCAGGGCUUAAUGAGAGCCAGUGUGUACGUCGGCUCAGGACUGAUGGCUUAGGUUAUGAGUACCGCUUCAGAUGCCCCGGGGAGAGAGAGAAAGAGAUAUUGCCCGAGUGGAAGAUGGAAAGCGACGACGUCGCCUGGGAACAGUGGGCCAUUCAAGGUAAAGAGGCGUUGGCAUAUGUGAACGGCCUAGAAUGCCGAUCAGAGAGACGCGUGAAGCGAUAACCUAUUUUGUCUACCGUGGUUUUCAUGCUAAGGGAAUGGAUCGGCGAUAUAUUCUGAGUACUCACUGCAAUAUGUAAUGGGGUCAAGCCCACAUCCUAUAUCAAACAUCCCCGUCGGCUAUGCAUUACUUGUAUCGAGGAAAGGCAAUUCUUGGGGCGCCGCGAUCCCUUGCCUCGGUUCAUUCUCUAUUGCCACGCUUGGGAGAAGGGGCAUACGUGCCAGCUAUAUCUCAAAUGCUCUAGUUAAACACUCCGGUUGAGUUUAGUAUGACUGUUGCCUGAUCAAGAUGAUCGCCCUCUUUCCUAAAGGUGUAAUCACUCGAGUUCACUUUCCCCUGCCGGAGGUAAGGCGGUGCUUACUUUUGACUCACCCAGACAG